CCCGCUGCCUGGUGCCUCCCCGCUCCCCACGCGGAGAUGUCGCCUCGGGUACCCUCUAAUGCCCCUUUCUGAGGGGCUGCUGCACCAGCCAAUCGGGAACCCCGAUGCGCGUCUGUUGGCUGCCACUCAGCUGUCAACCGUCAGUCAACAGUCUGCUGGCCACGGGCGCCCCAACUGUCAGUCAACCUGUCAGUCAACGGGCAGAGGGCUGCAUUCCUUCGUUCGUAUGUUCCUUGGUUCGUUCAUUCAGAGACACCCAAAGUGUUUCUUGAGGAAAUGUGGCUGCAGACCCUAUAAGAAGCUACACAGCACUUGCCAGGGCCAGGAUGAUGUCCAGCCCAUGGAAACACUGUGUACCUGGUCCCAGGAAGAUGAAGUGUGGGCCCAGAGACUAAUGGCUUGAGUAUCUCAGGCUAAGGUUGCCAAGAAGUAGACGGCACCUCUAGAUCCUAGUCAACAUCUCUACAGGCUUGAAGUACCCCCAGAGGGCAAGGUUGGAAUAAAUCUGAAGCCUGUGGCUUGGGUGGGAGCUGCCUAGACUGUGGCAUCGGGGGAAUGACUUUUUAAUUUUUAUUUUAUUUUGAGACAGAGUCUUGCUCUGUCACAUGGGCUGGAGUGCAGUGGCGCAAUCUCAGCUCACUGAAACCUCCUCCUCCCGGGUUCAAGCCAUU
Messenger RNA from Symphalangus syndactylus (siamang), 671 nucleotides. RefSeq lists its product as uncharacterized. NCBI's taxonomy places the organism in Eukaryota, Metazoa, Chordata, Mammalia, Primates, Hylobatidae. The record is from RefSeq and is a predicted model, not a curated record.